Macadamia integrifolia is the source of this 873-nucleotide messenger RNA. Its product is annotated as major strawberry allergen Fra a 1.07-like. The coding region runs from base 129 to 608 and encodes 159 amino acids. Gene Ontology annotation, molecular function: signaling receptor activity; protein phosphatase inhibitor activity; abscisic acid binding. Gene Ontology annotation, cellular component: cytoplasm; nucleus. Lineage: Eukaryota; Viridiplantae; Streptophyta; Magnoliopsida; Proteales; Proteaceae. The record is from RefSeq and is a predicted model, not a curated record. Gene Ontology annotation, biological process: abscisic acid-activated signaling pathway; defense response. The transcript has 2 exons.
CUUGGUUCUCAUCAUCUCCACCACCACUAGGCACUAAGGCAUCACACUAAACCAGCAUUAAGGUUGUCCCUUUUGAGAAUUUAUUCCCUUCUUCCAUCUCUGCACCAAUUUUCUUGCUUUAGCAAAAAAUGGCUGUGACUACCAUUAGCAAUGAGUUCAGUUGCCCAAUCCCUCCCGCUAGGCUUUUCAAGGCUGCAAUCCUUGAUGCACACAACCUACUUCCCAAGAUCGUUCCUGACAAGAUCAAAUCCAUUGAAAUUCAAGGAGAUGGUGGGGCUGGAUCCAUCAAACAGAUCAACUUGGCUGAUGAUGGCCCUUUUGACUUCAUCAAGCAUCGGAUUGAGGAAGUUGACGAACAAAAUUUUAAGUGCAAGUUUACUCUAAUCGAAGGUGCUGUAGUAGGGGAAAAGAUUGAAAAGGUUGUUGAUACAGUUCAGUUUGUGGCCUCUGCAGAUGGGGGAUCUAUCAUUAAGGCUACAUCUGAGUUUUACACUAUUGGUGACUACACAAUGGGUGAAGAUGAAAUCCAGAUGGGCAAAGACAUGGCCGUUGGAACAUUCAAGAUGGUGGAAGGUUACCUCUUGCAGAACCCAGAUGCCUAUGCAUAAAAAGUCUCUGUAGUUACUCUAUAACAUCAAAAGAGCUAUUAUGGCUCAAUAUCAAAAUGUCAUCCACUGUGUUUGUGUCUUUUCUUUUUUUUUUUUCUUUUUUUUAUGGUUGGGGAGGGGAUGGUGGUGGGUUUUGGGGAGGUUGGGGGGAGAGGUAAGUUGUUGGUGAAGGGAUAUUAAGGAUUUGUCUGUACAAUAAAGGAGGACAUGUUAGAAAUGUUUGACUGCACAAUAAAGAUUAAAAAAUCUAUUUCAUGAUAAUUAA